AUGCCACGCGACGUGCGAGAUGCUAUUAGGCGUUACCGUUACUACGUCAGUAACCCGACGAGAGAGAACGACAGCAGCGCGCCGAUGCUAUUCCUCGACCAGUCGUGGGCGCUGACUUUGGCGCAGCUGCCGAGCUUGGAAAAGCCGGCGAUUGACUUUGAGACUACGCCCGACAAGCAAGAGAUGGACUCGAUUGUGGACUGGGCCGUCCGCGACUGGAUCUUCCCCAUAUUGCUAGUGUGGACGGUGACUUGGACCCCGAAGCACGAGCUGGAAGACGGCACCGAGCUCGUCUUGCGUCAGGUUGCCGUGCCGCCUUAUGUCCAUGACCUUGAGCCUGAGGAGGACGGCGAAGACGAGGUCAUGCCG
This is a messenger RNA of Pyricularia grisea, 369 nucleotides long. RefSeq lists its product as uncharacterized. NCBI's taxonomy places the organism in Eukaryota, Fungi, Ascomycota, Sordariomycetes, Magnaporthales, Pyriculariaceae. The transcript has 2 exons. The record is from RefSeq and is a predicted model, not a curated record. The annotation marks the transcript as partial.